GACGAAAGCAGUUUCAUUCAACAUCGAAAAAAACGACGACGUUUUAACUCCUUCAUAGAACAUGAAGCAGGUGUAAGUGGUUCAGAACAAAGUGAAGAUGAAGCUGAUCAUACCAUUGGUUGUUAUAUACACGAUUCUGUGGUAGUAGCCAGUGAUGAUGAGGAUCCUGAUCAAGCUUCCACCUCUCACAUGCAGGCCAUGUAUUUGCAGUCGCUAAAGAGUCCCCAACAAAGAAGAGGAGCCUUUAAAAUUCCUGCACCACGAGUCUAUAAUGAUCGUUCACGUAUAUUUUCACAGGCCGUAUUACCAGAUGAUACCUAUUCCCAGUAUUUACCAGAUUCCUUUGUUGUCGAGGAAGAGGAUAGUUUUAUAAACGAUAAUGCCGAUGUCACCGAAGUUUCUAUGUGUCCUUUGGAAAAGGCUGAAAAGAUACUUAAAGAGAGGAGGAGAGCCAAAAAAUUGGGUCUUCUGGAAGAGGAUUGUGUUCAAAAAAAGAAAACUAAAAACAAAAAGAAAAUUCAAAUUAUCGAUGAUAGUUCAGAUGAUGAUUUUGAAUAAUCGGUUGUAGCUAUAGUACCACACCUAAUAUUUGUUUAUUUUGCAUUUAAUUGUUUUAUAGUUUUAAUUAAAACACAUAAACUGUG
Molecule: messenger RNA, 644 nt
Organism: Lucilia cuprina (Australian sheep blowfly)
Lineage: Eukaryota; Metazoa; Arthropoda; Insecta; Diptera; Calliphoridae
Exons: 2
Source: RefSeq, a predicted model, not a curated record